AUGGAGCAACCUUCGUCAAACCAGAAGGCAAGCAAGAGCCCAAUGGGCACCUCCUCCUCCUCCUCCUCCACCACCACCACCACCACCACUACCAAGGCCUCAGAAGCCACCAAGACGUCCUCCGACUCAUCUGAGUCGAAAAAUUCGGGAGAAGAAACUCCCAAACUGGCCGAGAUGCCAGAGCCCAAGUACAAGGGCGAACCCUUUUCGGCCUGGAAGGCCUACAUGGGUGACGACGAGUCACCCGACCACGAGUUGAUCGCGUGGAAGAAGAAGGCGCUGGAGUAG
This is a messenger RNA of Lithohypha guttulata, 288 nucleotides long. RefSeq lists its product as uncharacterized. The coding region runs from base 1 to 288 and encodes 95 amino acids. The record is from RefSeq and is a predicted model, not a curated record. The transcript has a single exon. NCBI's taxonomy places the organism in Eukaryota, Fungi, Ascomycota, Eurotiomycetes, Chaetothyriales, Trichomeriaceae.